AUGAUUCCACUUCGGCAGAUCGCUCGCCAGAGCGACCGGGUGCGACUGGGGUCGAUUGUCCCAAUUCGUCAAUUUUCCGUUUCUCGCUCUGUCGCCGCGGAGGGCGACGGUAAACCACGGACCCCCUCAUCGAAUCUAAAGUCUGCCGCAUCGAAAUCAAAGCCUCCAAAGUCUGCCGCGGCUUCUUCGUUCAAGCCUCGCCCUUCAAGUAAACCUCCAGGAUCCGGACCACCAAACAGACCUCGGACCGCGAAAGCUCUAGAUGCGAGAGCAUUUGCUGCACCAAGAGCUGGUGGUGAACAAGCCAAAGUCAUUCGCAGCCCCCGGAGUCGUACCGCUCGAGGCGGAAACCAACCCCAGGGCAAGCCCAAGCCUGCGGCCAAGAAGAACCAACGGAAACCUAGAACUAGGGUGUCAAGGAAGACAGAAUCGGAUGAGGGCGAGGAUGUCAUUGCCGCCGCAAUUGAACAAAUUGAGCAAGAAAAAGUGAUCAAGGCUCGGCCGACUCCGGUUCGCUAUGAGCCCCAGGAGAUCGAUUUCACCUCGCUCCAACAGACUUGGCCUUCUCUCCCAACCGACACAAACGCUCGAUCUGCGGCAGUUCUGGAAAAACUCUCCAGCCUCAGUGGUCGCUUCCCCAAUGGAUAUGUCCCUCCCUACGAGCUGGGUAGACGGAUCUGGAAGGGCCAGAACGUCUUGUUCCACAGCGAGGCGGAAAGGAUGGAGGCAAUGGAAGAGGUCAAGCGAUUGGCUAAGGCUCGUGCGGACAAGAUGUCUCAGCAAAAGGGUGAUCUUGUCGAGCCUCGUGAUAUCGAGUUCAAUGCCAUUAAGACGGAAGAAUCCAAGAUUCUGCUUGAAACGUAUGCCCAAGGGAAAUACCCAACUGUGGAGGUCGUUCAGGGUAAACCGGCGGUGCUUGGGGAGGUGAUGAAGAAUCUCCGCAACAACGGAACUUACCAAACCACGGGCAAGAGGCCGCAGUUUUUGGCCAAGGUUGAAUCCCUCCUGGCCUCCGGUCGGGUCAAGCGUUGA
This is a messenger RNA of Penicillium longicatenatum, 1032 nucleotides long. RefSeq lists its product as uncharacterized. Bases 1 to 1032 code for a protein of 343 amino acids. The record is from RefSeq and is a predicted model, not a curated record. NCBI's taxonomy places the organism in Eukaryota, Fungi, Ascomycota, Eurotiomycetes, Eurotiales, Aspergillaceae. The transcript has 2 exons.